AUGGCGAAAAUAACAAGAUACGACCAGAGAAGCAGCUCUUCCGGUAGUAGCAGUUCUUUUCGUAGUAGCAAUGGAGAUCGCGAGACAACUCAGAAGAAGGUUGCUUCGAGCCGGAGGAAGGUAAAGACCGGAUGCCGUACCUGCAAAAUUCGAAGAGUGAAGUGUGAUGAGGGUCGUCCUUCAUGCAACCGAUGUUUCUCCACGGGUAGAACAUGCGACGGAUACGGCAUAUUUGGUGGCGGAGGUAAACCUACCUCGGGCGACUUUAUGAUGUCCAAGAAGCGCAGCGCUGUUGGGGUUGGCUAUUCUCCGAAAAAUACUCCGGAAUUCUGGAGCGUUUCCUCUACAACCGAGGAGAAGAGCUAUUUUGAGUGGUUCAGGCUUCAGACGUCGAAGAAGGUACCUGGCAUAUUUGCCUCAUCCUUCUGGGAUCAGCUCAUCUUACAGGCCACCGCAAAUGAUCCAGCUGUUCUACAUGCCGUUCUUGCUUUGAGCUCUAUUCAAAAAAGAGAAGUAUUCUUCGGCAAAGAUUCUCGUGACGUACAAGUUAAUCUACUUGAUUCCCAGGAAAGCUUUAUGCUUAGACAAUACACAAAAGCGAUUGCUAAGCUUCAGCCACAUUUCUCGACCAAAGAUCGUUCUUCUAUUCGCAUCGCGCUAGUCACGUGCGUGGUAUUCAUCUGCUUGGAAUAUCUCCAAGGCCACUAUAGGACAGCUCAGACUCAUUUUAAGAAUGGCUUGAAACUUCUUAACGAGAUAAAAGUGACGGAUCUUAUCGAUCAAUGUAUUCUCGAAGAGUUCACCAAACUUAACGUCCAGGUGGAGCUACUAAGAUUGGGCUACCGUCAUUCAUGCUCAGUGGUCCAGUCGACUGGGACACAGCUUUCACAAGGUACAUUUCACUCGACACGCGAAGCCAGACAAAACAUGGACCAGAUUCUAGACCAAAUAUUUCGGCUCACAGAAGAAGUAAGAAAACAGGGAUUGGAAAACUCGCCGACUCCUUCCACUGAUCAGGUCGACCGUCAAACACUUAUCCUGACACGACUUUCAGGAUGGCUUCAUACCUUCCACGCGUCGAAAACAAAGCUUCAAACUCCCACACUUGCACACGAUAAACUCAUGCAAGCUCAAGUUACCAUGAGAGACAACUUCGCCUAUCGAGUACUACGAAUCUGGUAUGUUUUUGCAACGGUUAUGACGAGUGUUGCAAUUUGGCCAGGCUGCGAAGUGAAGUUCGACGACCACACCAGUGACUUCGUCUCCAUCAUUGCCCAAAUGAUAGAUUUACGAGCUAUUGUUCCCGCCACCCAAAAGGCUCUUUAUGACACUGGCAAUGAAACCACACAUUCAAUCUUUCAUAUCGGUCUAAUGCCUGCACUCUAUUACACUGCCAUCAAGUGUAGAGUGCAUCGCAUUAGGCUUCAAGCAGUUCGCUUGCUCGAAGCGACUUCCCAUCGCGAAGGCCUCUGGGAUGCAAAAGUCUUUGCCUGUGCUGCAAGAAAGGUGAUGGAAGUAGAAGAACGCGGGUUCUACGCCGACUUUGCAGAUUUUGACGACUUUUCUAUCUUCGAAGUCCCUGAACAAAAGGAUCUUGAUACUCCAACAUUGCCAGAUACAUAUCGUGUCCAUGAGGUUGAAGUUGUACUUCCAGACAGCUCUACGGAAGGCUUGCAAUUGGUCUGUCGACGAAGACGAGAUGAUGGAGGCUGGGAUACGCUAAACAGCAAGUUCGAUCUGACAAACCAUGUUUGGCAAGAUAACUACGGGUGGACGGACGCUUCAUGA
Messenger RNA from Glarea lozoyensis ATCC 20868, 1788 nucleotides. Its product is annotated as Zn2/Cys6 DNA-binding protein. The coding region runs from base 1 to 1788 and encodes 595 amino acids. Gene Ontology annotation, biological process: regulation of DNA-templated transcription. NCBI's taxonomy places the organism in Eukaryota, Fungi, Ascomycota, Leotiomycetes, Helotiales, Helotiaceae. The record is from RefSeq and is a predicted model, not a curated record. The transcript has 2 exons. Gene Ontology annotation, molecular function: zinc ion binding; DNA-binding transcription factor activity, RNA polymerase II-specific.